Messenger RNA from Malassezia vespertilionis, 2355 nucleotides. RefSeq names its product dolichyl-phosphate-mannose--protein mannosyltransferase (gene PMT2). Gene Ontology annotation, biological process: protein O-linked glycosylation via mannose. NCBI's taxonomy places the organism in Eukaryota, Fungi, Basidiomycota, Malasseziomycetes, Malasseziales, Malasseziaceae. Gene Ontology annotation, cellular component: endoplasmic reticulum; membrane. Bases 1 to 2355 code for a protein of 784 amino acids. Gene Ontology annotation, molecular function: dolichyl-phosphate-mannose-protein mannosyltransferase activity. The transcript has a single exon. The record is from RefSeq and is a predicted model, not a curated record.
AUGCACUCGCGCCCCGGCUCCCUGUCUGGGAGUUUUGCGGACGACAGCACCGCGCCAUUUAUAUCUGAGAAAGGGGCAAAGAAGCACAUGUCCAAGUACGCGAACGCGAUACCUGUGCAUCAGCCGCCGAAGCAGCUAUCGGAGCGGCUUGAAUCCUGGCUGCAGAAUGACCGCCUGAUGUUUAUCGUGUACUUGCUGCUCUCCAUUUUCACGCGGCUGUACCGCAUUGGAAGCAACAGCAAAGUGGUGUGGGAUGAAGCGCACUUUGGCAAGUUUGGCUCCUACUACCUCCGGCAUACGUUUUACUUUGAUGUGCAUCCGCCGCUCGGCAAGAUUCUUGUCUCUUUAGCACAGUAUCUGAGCGGCUACAACGGCGACUUUGAAUUUGAAUCCGGCUCUGAUUAUCCCGAACACGUGCCGUACAUCAAGAUGCGUGUGUUGAUGGCAUUGUAUGGUAUCAUGAUGGUUCCCGUCGCGUUCCUCACUGCUCAGUCGUUCGGUUGGAACUGGCGCACGCGUAAUAUGUUCGUCUUGAUGGUGCUUCUCGACCAUGGAUGGCUCACGAUCUCGCGAUUCGUACUGCUCGAUAGCAUGCUGCUCAUCUUUACCCUCUGUGUCGUGCUGGGCUUGGUGCGCUUCCACAGGCUUCAGCAGCACUCUUUCACGCGUGCCUGGUGGUGUUGGCUCUUUUUCACUGGCGUUUCUAUCGGGUGCGUAUCGAGCGUAAAGAUGGUCGGUUUGUUUGUCACCUCCUUGGUCGGCCUGUACACCAUGGCCGACCUCUGGGACAAAUUUGGCGACUUGAAAAUGCCCGUGCGCACCUAUCUGCGGCACUGGUGUGCCCGCAUUCUUGCGCUGGUAAUUGUGCCUCUGCUCAUUUAUGCAUUUAGUUUUGCACUUCAUUUUCACCUGCUGUACAAGUCGGGCCCUGGCGAUGCGCAGAUGAGCAGUUUGUUCCAAUCGAACCUCAAAGGCAGCUCCCUGUCCAAGUACCCCCUCGAGGCCGCGUACGGAAGCAAAGUUUCGCUCAAGAACAAUGGAUAUGGCGGUGGCCUGCUGCAUUCCCACGUCCAGACGUUUCCCAUCGGAUCGCUGCAGCAGCAAGUUACGUGCUACCACUACAAAGACACAAACAACGACUUUCUCUUUUUGCCUUUGUAUAACGAGCCGCAGCUGCCAGAUGCGAACGACACAAACACGGAUCCUCCGCGCAUGCUCAAGAGCGGCGAUACCGUACGUAUGUUGCACGUUGAGACAAUGCAUGUACUGCAAACGAGAGAUAUUCCCGCGCCAGUAACCAAGGGCCAGCACGAAGUGUCUGGCUCCGCAGUGCUAGACUCCGACUCACGGCUAAAUGAGUGGAAGGUUGAGGUGGUGAGCGAUCUGGCGCUUGGCGCCGGCCAUGUCGGCUCGCCUGUGCGUACAUUAACCACGGCGUUCCGCCUGAAGAACGAUGAGCUUGGAUGCUAUUUGCGCGCUGCCAAUGUCAAUCUCCCCGACUGGGGUUGGAAGCAAGUUGAAGUGACGUGCGACCCCGAAAACAACCCCCGCGACGAGUUCACGCAUUGGAAUAUCGAGAACCACUGGAACGAUCGGCUCCCGGUGGAGUCUGGCCGCCAUUUCCGCUCGCCCUUUUUCAAGGACCUGGUCCAUUUGAAUGUCGCGAUGAUGGUGGCAAACAAUGCUCUCGUUCCUGACGAGGACAAGGAAGAUUCGCUUGCUUCGCAGCCAUCGGAAUGGCCCUGGCUGUGGAAUGGGCUACGCAUGAACGGAUGGGGCGCCGAUCAGGACAAGUACUUUUUGGUCGGCAACGUAUUCGUUUGGUGGGGAAGCACUGCUUCGCUCAUCAUCAUGUGCAGCCUGUUGGUAUGGUACUUUAUGCGCCGCCAGCGCAGGAUGUACGAUCUGAGCCCGGUGGUGUGGGACAACUUUUUGUUCGUCACGGGCGUUGGCCUCCUCGGCUGGUUUUUGCACUACCUGCCUUUCUUGAUCAUGGGUCGUGUCAUGUACAUUCACCAUUAUCUCCCGACGCUCUACUUUGCCGUGAUUGUAUACUGUGAACUUAUGGACCACUUCCUCUGGGGCAAGACUGCGCGCUACCGCUUUCAUUUCACACACCUUUUGCGCAUAGGCACCAUUCCAGCGCCCAAGAACAGGGCCUUGCGCGACGAAAACUGCGAUCCGCCGUGCGAAGGCCGCCCCCUGUCCGAGCGUUUGCGCAACAUUACAUUUGCGUGCACCGCCGCGCUCUGCAUCUUUGUUUUUAUCUGGUUCCGAGCCUUUUCUUUUGGCAUGUAUGGCGAUAUCAAAAACUGGCACGGUCUGCAGCUGCGCAAGAGCUGGAAUGUGUAUUAG